This is a messenger RNA of Fonsecaea erecta, 306 nucleotides long. RefSeq lists its product as hypothetical. The record is from RefSeq and is a predicted model, not a curated record. The coding region runs from base 1 to 306 and encodes 101 amino acids. The transcript is spliced from 2 exons. NCBI's taxonomy places the organism in Eukaryota, Fungi, Ascomycota, Eurotiomycetes, Chaetothyriales, Herpotrichiellaceae.
AUGCCACAGCAACAGGCAUCUACACCACCCAACUCGCACCCGCAAAGCUCCAUCCCGGGCUACCGUCCAGGUCCUUACCUCACCCGCUCCAAGAAGUUCUUCCUCGCCGCUGUCAUCUUCAUACCCGUGGCGUCCUACCUGUGGCUGCGGCGCCUCGAGUCGCAGUCGCGCGACCGCACCCGCCUCCUGGAGGAGGAGGGCCGGCGGAACUGGAUCCAGGCCGAGAAGGAAAAGCAGCGAUACCUGGCCAGCAGGAAGGAUCGAGAUCUAAGCGUCGCCGUGGGGAGGAGUGGUGGGGGAGUCUGA